AUGAUCUCGCAAGUUGGUAGUACACCAUUUAUUAUGGAUUUGAGGAGGCAGGGGAGUCGUGUGAAGGGUAUGAGUGGAAUUAUUUGUAAGGUUGUGCUGAAGAGGUUUUGGGAUGGUCCGCAGGUUGACUUUAGUGAUAAAGUCAGAUUUGUUCCUGGGGAUCACAGUUAA
Molecule: messenger RNA, 171 nt
Organism: Sphenostylis stenocarpa
Lineage: Eukaryota; Viridiplantae; Streptophyta; Magnoliopsida; Fabales; Fabaceae
Source: the annotation of a GenBank genome assembly